AUGGUGGCAGCGGGCCCCCCUGGGAAGCCAGGCGGCGUUCGAAGGGACGACCCCCUACAAGCGGAGCGGGACCGCGAGGCGCGGGAGCGGGCGGCGGCCCAGGCGGAGGCGCGGCAGGCCCAGUUUGAGCGGAGCGCGGUCGGCCGCGCCGCCAUCAAGUCGGUCAAGGAGGCGAAAAAGGUGGAGCAGCGGCCAUCUGGCGGCGCCACUGCACAGGACUGGAUGAGCUGA
Monoraphidium neglectum is the source of this 231-nucleotide messenger RNA. RefSeq lists its product as hypothetical. The coding region runs from base 1 to 231 and encodes 76 amino acids. The record is from RefSeq and is a predicted model, not a curated record. Lineage: Eukaryota; Viridiplantae; Chlorophyta; Chlorophyceae; Sphaeropleales; Selenastraceae. The transcript has 3 exons.